Molecule: messenger RNA, 4935 nt
Organism: Pararge aegeria (speckled wood butterfly)
Lineage: Eukaryota; Metazoa; Arthropoda; Insecta; Lepidoptera; Nymphalidae
Exons: 12
Coding region: 128-4765 (1545 amino acids)
Source: RefSeq, a predicted model, not a curated record
GUCAAUGUCUGUGAUGGCGCUCCGCCGGUUGCUAUAUUUUGGUUGUGAAUUAAAAUGUUCUUAUUAAAAUGACUAAAAUGUGGUGCCUAUAGCUGAUACUGUAUACUUGUAUAUAUCUUGACCAAAAAUGAGUGCUACUUUUGAAGAGGCGCUGUUAGAUUUCGACAUCAAUUUUCUUCAGCCACCAGUUAACGCGAAUGAAUCACGUGGUGAAAAGUAUAGAAGACAAAUACUGACACUAAAAAAGAAAAUUAUUUCUAUAGAUACGCUUCUCAAAAAAUUUUAUUCACAAAGAGAAAAGUGGGAACAGAAUGAGGUUGUACUUCUAACUGCAAAGGAGGAAUGUAAGCAAGCGUGUAUAAACUAUCAAGAUACCUUAGAGAAAUGUGCACAUUUAGAAAAGGAAUUGGACUUGCUCAGUAAACAAAAUGCAGAGCUUGAUUCAAAAUGCAUACUGUCACAGAGCCAGUAUGAAGGAAUGAAAUCUCAUGCUAAUCAACUUGAACUAUUAGUAAAAGAACAGGAAUCGGUUAUUGAAGCACUAAAAAUAGAGAAGCACUUGGAGAAGAAUAAUUCUCACGAUCAUGAAGACAACCUGUCAUCCAUACAAAAAGAAAAUAAGGCCCUUCUUAAACACCUGAGUCUAAUUAAAGACAUAGCAUUGGGUAAAAAAAAAUUACGUGAACGCCACAAAGUAUUAUUACAGAAGUAUGAUUUUGAAGAUAUUAGUGAAGAUGAUUCUUCAUCAGAUGACAGUUGCGACCAGCCAGAUUUCUUCGAUGAUUCACCACAUUCACCGUUAUUCACUAACAUUUUGCCAGAGGACUGUACAAGAAAGAAAAAAGAACAAGUUUUGAAUCCAAAUAUCCAAAUCAACAUCAAGAAAGAUUUAGCACAAUUCAAUGAAGACUCUGAUUGUAGCAAUGAGUUAGUGAGCGAAGAUACGGGCCGAGGGUCCUCAUUAACAUUUUCAGAUGGGGAAAAAUGUUUUAAUAGUCCAGAUUAUUUCAGUAAUGACAGUCCCGAACAUAUUGCCACAAAAGUUAGUAAAAACAAUAUCAAUAUCGUUUUAAUGGAUACCGGUACCAGUCCGAACAGAAGUCAUGAAGUAGUUCAUGCUGCAACUAGUCCACUAAUAUUUGACGAUGAAGCUUUGCUCAGCGAUAGUAACAUGCUUUUCCAAUAUAACACUGAUGUAAAUAGCAAAGAGUAUUUUAUUGGUGAUAUUCCUCUAAGUAACGACAUUGUUACAAUUAAAGAAAAAAGAAAAUUAAUUGAUACAGGUACAAGUCCAAUUAAGGAUAUUAUAAAAACAAGUCCAAUAAAAGAAAUAGAAAAAAUAACCACAGCCACGAGUCCGUUAUCGUUUGACAAAUAUACUGAUAUAGGUGACAAUAAUGCAUCUAUGUCGACAGUUACAGAUUAUCAAACAAGUGGUCCACGCGAUAAUAGUAGCAGAAAACCGUCUUGCAUAGUAAUUGACGAAACGGCUACUUCUGUGAACGGAAAAUAUACUGUGAUUAAUGAUUUAGCAAGUAAUUGUGAAUUCGAAAUGAGAGGAAAUGAAGAAAGGAAAUGUUUGGAAAUAAAUAAUAGCAAAAGUUUUUGUGAUGAAAAUAGUUGUGAUGCUGAAAUUGAUAUGAUAUUAAAUACUAUGCGAUUCACUCAAAGACUAAUAACACCUAUUCCUAAAACUCCUGUAAAAGUACGUAAACAUGAAAGUGGAAAAGUGCAAGAGUUGUUUCAAAAUUUACCUGAAUUAUCUGGCGACCAAAGGGUAUGCUUAGAUUCUUUAGCAUUAAGAGAAGAUUUUAAUAGUCUUCACAAAGAUAUGGGUGGUAUGAUGAAAGAUAUAUCGUAUAUAAAAUGUUUUAUAAAGGAUUGUUUAAUGCAGCAAUUUAAUACUGCAAAUCAAAACAAUGAAAAAUCUAAAAUUCAAGUUUCUAAUAAAAACGAUUAUAUUGAAAAGUCUGAAACAUAUGAUGAUACUAGGCAAGAAACAAUUAUAAUACACCCUAAUGAUGAUGAUAGCAAUAGUAAUAAUGAAGAUAGUGCAGUCAAUAAUUUUAAUCUUUCAAACUCAUCAGAGUUAUGUUCGAUAAUAGAAGCAAAUAAAAACAAUUGCACUGGAAAUGUAUGUCAAAAUGGUGACAUUUUGAUACAGGCCCCUUCAUUAAAUGCCUCCAGGUCACCAAGUGUAACCACGAUCAGUGAGCCCCCAGCAAAUGGCUCUUUUGAAAGAUCAACCAUACCUAACAUUGAACAUGACUAUGCCAAAAAUGAUAGCCGUGAAGUUAUAACAUAUGAAGAAGAUUUGAGAAACGAAGAUGAGAGUGAUAUUAUAAAUAUUGAUGCAGAUACAAAUGUAGAAGAUCUUUCAGAAGAUUGUUGUAAAAUGAAAAGGAAAAAGAAUAAAAAGUUAAGUAAAUUAGACAAAUUCAAAAAAAAACUACAACCCAAAUCUAAAAUUUCAAAGAUGGCUCAAAUUCACAAAUUACGAUCUAAGUCAAGACCGUUGCCUAUAGUACAAUUACCUCGAAUGCAUACUAUAACAAUAUCAAAUAAUAAAUCUGCCCUUGAAAAUACACUCAAAGUUAUAGCAGAACUUAAGUCAAAAGAAAUUGAUUUGGCUAGUAAAAAGAUUAUAGCUAGAAAGGCCAAUAAUAUUGUAGAUGAUAAAAACAAUAGUAAAGAUCGUGAUUACUUAGACCAUCAAUUAACGCCUGACACAGAAGACAUUGAUAUAAGGCGGAAUUUGAGUGAUGACCACGAUUUCAAUGAUAAACAUUUAAAAACCAUCGGAGAUGACAAUCAGCAAGUUGAACCUUUAUUUAAAACCACUGAGAAUCGCAGUCGUAAGCUAAGCAAUAGUUCUAAUUCAUCAUGGGACGAAAUAUAUAUAAGAGAAAAGGAUACCAGUAAGUCUGAAGAAAAUCGAAGUAAAAACAAAAGAGUCCUCCGUAGUUCUAGAAAUCGAUACUUGUUCACUGAUUUAGAUUACGUCAACCCUAAAUUGACUAGUAAAGCGGAAAAACUUUUCGAUGAGCACGAUAUAAAGCGAAGCCGUAAAUUAUCUAAUUGCGAGGAUGAAGAACGAAACUACAGUGAUAUUUUUGAUAAUGUCCCUAGUGCCCAUAAUAAAAAACGAAAGCGGAAAUUAUCCAAUUGCAUGGAUGAAGAACAAAGCUACAGUGAUAUUGUUGGGAAUGUUUCUAGCGUACCUAAUAAAAAAAGUAAAUUGUCCAAUAGCAAAGACGAGAAGCCAAGCAUAAGUGAUAAAUUUAAUAAUGUAUCUAAAAUUGAAAAUGAAAAACAAAACAUUAAUUAUAAUAUUAAAAACGUUUCUGUAGUACUUAAUAAAGUUCUAGCCCCAAAACUAUUAACGAUCGGAGAUGAAAAUGAAAAUAUAAGUAAUUAUAAUGGAACCCAUAAUAAAAUUCAAGAUCGUAUAUCAAAUGUGGAUAAAAAAGAGCAAGAACAUAUAAAGUGUACAGAAGUAUCUGAUGGUGACCCACUAAUUAGCCACCCGAAACAAAGUAUUCUUUGUGAGAUGCUAGAAAAACAUGGACGACAACAUGGGCCAAAAUCCAAAAACCUGAAAGUUCCUGAUAAUAUUACUAAUUCUAUAAGUAAAAAGUUGGAAGAAGGCAUCGCCUCCAUAAUUGAUUUGUCACCAGCUAAAGCAAAACCAGCCAUGAAUAAACUGGUCGAUGAGGUUCAAAGCUGGGAUUUGACGCAUUUCCUGUUGGGAUUAAUGGUAUACCUAAAUGAUCCAGCUCGGAAGAUAGAGCUAUAUAAAAAAUUUCAUUCUCCACCUGCACCACCAAUGACUAAGUCUGAACAGGUUGUUUUGUACAUAGUGAGGGGAAUGAGGACUAAAAUACCAAAUAUAGUCGAAUUGAUUCUUACUUUCAUAGAAUUCUCACUAUUUCCAUUAAAUAGAACCCCUGAUUUUGACAUAAUCGAAAGUCUAUCGCAUAUAUAUGCGUUAAUAUGUCGGUACUUUGGAUUAAAGACCCGAUUGAGACACUUCAUGCUGGAUGCUAUGUAUUGUCUCCAAUUUAAAGUAGUCCCACUAAUCAAGCAGUGCUUGGAUGCAUGGAUGCAUAUAUUGCCUCUGGCGCACAUGGGAAGUGCUAAGAGUCCAUUAGUUACUUGUUUAGUUUACCUUCUACAUUUCUACAAGUGUGAGGACAAAUUUAACAGAGUUAAAGAGAUAAGAUGUAUAUUAAGCCAAAAAUAUUUCUAUAAGUUUUCUGAUUGGAAUGAACCAAGGAUUUUGGAAAUGUUCAAAACAUACAUCAAGGAAGUUCGAGAUAUUCCAAUACAAAAGAAGAUGUUAAGGAUUUCUCUCCUACUCCUCGGAAAACGGCAUGGAGCAAAAUGGUGUCUCAAGAAUAUAAUUAACAAUAUGUUGAUGCCUAUAAUUGAAAGUGAAGACACCCCAAUGAAAAGAAAGAUGUUUUGUGUGCAGAUGCUGGGCGCGUUACUAAAACCCUUCCCCGCAGACAUGAAACUGCAUUUGGAGAUUAUUGUGAGCCAAUUACAUGAUAUCCUGCAACAAAAUCCACCGGACGCCUUUAAAGAAGCUAUAUUCUCGAGUUUAAUGUACAUAAGCCAUCACAAUGAAAAUCGUUUGCAGCGAGCGUUAAUCGCAUGGCAGCCGAAACAGAUUUCUCCUGAAUUUCAGUUACGUUUCCGGGACUAUGUGAGAGGAAGACCACUGCAUGUGUGGGCGAAAAUUUUAACUAGGAUGACAAUGUAAAAUAUUUUUUAAGUUUUAGAAAUAGUAUGUAAAAAGUAUAAAUUUAAGGUAAGAUUUAGGAAGUGUUUACUCAGUGAUUAUGUUACUCCUUCAGUUUCCCAAUCUUUCUGUGAUUUAUAUUAAGAAAUUUAUAAGUUGUGCAAUCUGAAUUUUUAUUUAUCGAUUCAAUG